AUGGUGGGCACUGAAGCUGCAGUUGUGAUCGAAAGCUCUGUCCCUUCAUCUGUUGCUGCUUCCGUGGCUGUGGUUGCGAUGGCGGCGGCCGCUGAGGUUGAAGUGAUCAACACUACCGAGUCGGAGCUCACUAACCUUGAGAUUCAAAGUGUUCCCAUUCUCGAUUUUGAUAAGGGUGAUCCCACCAUGUAUGAGGCCUACUGGAAAUUAAUUGGUGAUGAUUUCAAAAUCACCAUUUCAUCAUCUGAAGCCCUCAGCUACUUCGCCAACCCCAAGAGUUUCUGCUGGUAUAUGCUCCCUAAACUCGAGCAUGAAAUCAAGAAUCUCCACAAUUUGGUCGGAAACGCCGUCGUGGAAGGUCGCCACAUCGUGGUUGGGAAUGGCUCCAGCCAGCUCAUCCAAGCCGCCCUUUACGCCCUGGCCGAACCCCUCGACCCCCCAAGCCCCAUCAGUGUUGUGUCCGCGGCUCCCUUCUACUCCUGCUAUCCGCAGAUAGCAGACUGUAUGAGAUCGAGGUUGUUCAAGUGGGGAGGCGAUGCUCAUGCUUACAACGAUGACAAAGCCUACAUAGAGAUGGUCACUUCACCAAACAAUCCUGAUGGUGAAUUAAGGGGCCCUGUGUUGAAGAGAGCCAAUGGAAUGCUCGUGCAUGAUCUUGCAUACUACUGGCCUCAAUACACGGCCAUCACAAAUCCUGUUGACCAAAACAUCAUGCUCUUCACCAUGUCGAAAUGCACAGGACACGCAGGGUCUAAGAUUGGGUGGGCGAUAGUGAAGGACCCUGAUGUGGCAAAACGGAUGGUAAGGUUCAUGGAAAUCAGCACCAUUGGGGUGUCCAAGGAAGCUCAACUCAGAGCUAUCACCAUCUUGGAGAUGAUCUCCACCAACAGCUGCCCAAAUAAUUUCUUCGAGUUCGGGCGGUUUGUUAUGACUGAGCGGUGGAAGAAGCUACGAGAAGCUCUUCAGGGAACUGAUGUUUUGCAGGUCCCUGACUUUCCUCCUCAACACUGCAACUUCAAACAAGACUAUAACGAAUGCCAUCCAGCUUACGCCUGGAUGAAGGCCCAAGAGGAAGUCAAUCUAGAAGAGGUAAUGAAGGAGGAGAAAAUUCGAGUACGAGGAGGCGGGACUUUCGGGUGCCCCAGCAAUUACGCUAGGCUUAGUAUGCUGGGCAGGGAUAAAGACGUUGAUUUGCUUCUGAAGAGGCUUCCCUCCAUUUUUAAACGUCUAGCUCUUUGUACCCUUUGAUCGUAGCUUACAUCUGUUUCAGCCAUGUGGCGUAGAGGUCUCGGUGCUUUGGUGUUUUGUGAGUGCCAAAAA
Molecule: messenger RNA, 1320 nt
Organism: Salvia hispanica
Lineage: Eukaryota; Viridiplantae; Streptophyta; Magnoliopsida; Lamiales; Lamiaceae
Source: RefSeq, a predicted model, not a curated record